Ostrinia furnacalis (Asian corn borer) is the source of this 1261-nucleotide messenger RNA. RefSeq names its product mitochondrial ribosomal protein S22 (gene mRpS22). The transcript is spliced from 7 exons. The record is from RefSeq and is a predicted model, not a curated record. NCBI's taxonomy places the organism in Eukaryota, Metazoa, Arthropoda, Insecta, Lepidoptera, Crambidae. Gene Ontology annotation, molecular function: structural constituent of ribosome. The coding region runs from base 44 to 1183 and encodes 379 amino acids. Gene Ontology annotation, cellular component: mitochondrial small ribosomal subunit.
AUUCUUUUAGGUUAUUUUUGCAUUUCUUCUUGUAAUUAUAAAAAUGACCUUUUUAUUUAGUAAAGUAGCGCAAAAUAAUAUAAAACUUGUAAUUACAAGAAAUAUUGAACUACAGUUAUUUACUAUUUCUCAUAGAAAUUUGAGUAUAGUGCCUUCUAUUUAUGAUGGCAAAGACGAUCCAGCCCCAAAGUUCUUUUCAUCUAAUGUCCAAGUUUUAUUGAAACGGCUUACACGACCGGACUUCAGCAAAGUGUUUCGCAAGAGGACUAGCAGCGGGCUCCCUGUGCUUCGAACACCGACCUAUAAAUUUCUCACAAAUGAAGAGCUAGAAGCGGAAAUUAAAAAAGCUAACGAAAAAGCUGAUGUUCUUUUACAAAUGCCACCAGUAGUCAAGGUCCAGCAACCAAUCAAUGAAGUAUUAUCUAAUGAUCCAGCGUUAAUUGGAUAUGACACAUCAAAAUACUUGUUUACAGACAUCACUUUUGGUAUUGCUAAUGAACGCAGACUUAUUGUUGAAAGGGACCCUGAUGGCAUCCUUCGCCAUUGCGAUCAUGACGUUAGAAAAAGGUUAAAUCAGACAUACUUCCCAAUCCCUGGACGUAAAAUUAAAGAACCAAUCAUGUUCACAAACGAAGAGAAGUUCAACAGCCUUCUUGACAGGCAGGAGUAUGAGUUUGUGCUGGAUCGCGCCUGCAUUCAGUACGAGCCUGAUGAAGCCAGUUACCAGAGGGUCACCAGCAUUACAUACCAACAUAUUGAUGUGAACAAAAAUUAUGAAUUGUUAAGGUCUACAAGGCACUUUGGGCCAAUGGCAUUCUACCUGACCUGGCACGAGAGUAUGGACAGCCUGAUGCUGGAGCUGCUUCAGAACGGAUGGGUGCGCGAGGCUGUGCUACUUAAUGCACUGCGCCACGCAUUGAAAGCCGACGUGGCUAACGGAGAGACCGCACAGGCUAUAGCAAAUGAGAUUCUACCCACACCAAUCCAGCUGGCCAAACCUGAACGCCUGACCGAAGAAGACAUCCAGCUCGACAACAAAUGUGUAGAGUGCAUAGAGAAGUACAUAGUCAGCAACUCUGCCAUGAAGAGCCAACAAGAACUAGCGCUCCAGGGCUUCAGAGAGCACUAUCAGCAGUUGAUGGACUUGAGUCGAGGCUUGCAGAAGGCGCACGGGAAUGCGUGAAGCGUUUAGAAUUAGGAUUAGUAUGCUAUGUUAAUUUUAUUAAUCAAUAUAAUUAGUGUCAGUAACACUAGUCUUUCA